Mytilinidion resinicola is the source of this 766-nucleotide messenger RNA. RefSeq lists its product as uncharacterized. NCBI's taxonomy places the organism in Eukaryota, Fungi, Ascomycota, Dothideomycetes, Mytilinidiales, Mytilinidiaceae. The transcript has a single exon. Bases 174 to 599 code for a protein of 141 amino acids. The record is from RefSeq and is a predicted model, not a curated record.
CAAACAUACUUAAUUUGACUACUCUACUCGUAGUCUCUAUGUCUCCUCUGGUUCUCUUUUCUUGGUUAAGCGCAGAAACCCAGGCGGACCAGCCUAUGGCAGACUCCGCUCUGUGGUAAUUAUGUCUCAUCAAAUGCCCGUUUCCGGCUCGCAACUUUCAGUAAUUCCUUCACAUGGUACUUUCCGUGGAAAAAUUGUGGCCGUCUGCGGGACCAGUGGCAAAAAACUGCCGUGAGGCGGCGAAACACCAAAGCCCUAGCGGCCAAGGAAAACCACCUGCCACUCUCGUCUCCCGCCUGCACGGACGCAUCGCCAACGACGGUGCAGUGUUGCGUUGCGGGCCGGUGCACGCCUUUUUUCCUUCGAAUCGCCGAUUUAUUCUCAUGCGUUUUCGGCUGUGGCUUACGUGGUUCAUGUUGGUGGUGCAGCGUUGUCUUGUUAGAUUGGUCAGCGGAGCAAAGUGGCGGUGGACGUCGUUUCUGCAUGUUCAACCUUUUUUUUUUCUCCACGCAGCGAGCGGCAAGCAAGCUAGCGGACCGGUGAAGGUUCCAGGGGUUGCGUGGGUGGAUGGAUCGCGUUGUGCUAAGUUCAGGCUUUGACCCUGACGUCUACGGUGGUGGCGGUUGGUUGACUUGAAUAUCUGCUGCGUUUUCUGCGGUUUUGCGUUGUGCGGUUCUUCUCUUUUUGUUCGUUCUAGGUUCUACAUACUCGAAAUCAGUGGGGGGGUGGCGCGCUUUGCUUUCGGUGCGAUACGGGGUUGUCGGUU